This is a messenger RNA of Ostrea edulis (European flat oyster), 2095 nucleotides long. RefSeq lists its product as uncharacterized. The coding region runs from base 270 to 1436 and encodes 388 amino acids. The record is from RefSeq and is a predicted model, not a curated record. NCBI's taxonomy places the organism in Eukaryota, Metazoa, Mollusca, Bivalvia, Ostreida, Ostreidae. The transcript has 7 exons.
UGGUUAAAAGCAAUGCUCGGAGGACACUUAGAACAGCCCUGGUGAUUGAAUUAUAGAACAAACUCUGGAUAUUAAAGCAAAAUGAAGAUCAAUAUUGAUCCGGGUCCGAGAGAAGCUUUCCGAUAUUGAAAACCAUUUAGCGUUGAAUGCGGUUGCAUUACACACGCUGCCUUUAAUGGUAGAAGGCUGCAAUUAUUGCCAGGAUUUGGGGAAAAAAGUAAACAUGUGAGAAAACAAUAUUAUUCUUUGCUUGAAAGACACCAGUUAAGAUGAUGUGGCCUAACACCUUGGUUCCUGUGCUAUGCAUUGUUAUCAUUUCUUUGCCAUUUUCCUUGGAAGACAAAAAGAUGUGUACAAAGAGGGUUGAGGGUGUGACAACCAAAGUUCCCCAGACAAGACGCAUCCCUGCCAAAUGUUCUAACUGGGACCGAGCUUGGACGUGGGUCACUCACUCGGACUGUGGAACCAAAUACGAAAUCACCUAUAUUGAGCUGCCCCAAAGCCAGCAGUACAGAUUAGUGUAUGAAUGCUGCCCCGACGACAAGGAUUGUAAAACUGCAGAAGGACAGGGAGACCAUGAAUCAGAUGAGAGAUUCCUGGCCAUCACUUUUGGAUGUGCCUCUGCAGCUUUCAUCAUACUUAUCCUCAUCAUUGUCAUCAGUGUGUGUAGAAAGAGACAUUCAGGGUUCAUAUUUUGUCCAUACAAGAAGGAAUAUGAAAAUGCUGCAGAAUCCCCUGUUGGUUUAGGUUGCCUUGUUGAACGCUCCGGUCCAAACGACUAUAUCAUUGGUGACAUUGGGGAGGAACGUAAACUGGUGAUGGAGUCGGAGUAUGAGGAGAUAUGUGAUAUUAACCCAGCAGCAAAAGAGGCAAACUGGGACAACAUGUAUCAGAAGAGUCCUUCUGCACCUCCAGAGGAAAUGCUAAUAGAGGACCAGGAACCAGCACAUUCUUUGACCAAUGACAAUACAGAAAAUGGGGAACUAGCAAAUGUUGCAAUGGAGGGAAAUUUAGUUGAUAUUGAACAAAAAGAGUUAGAAACUACUUUAGUUGACAUUGAGGAGAAUAACCAUGGUAGAAAUGAGCACACUUCAAACAUAGAAGAUUUGAAUAUUACUGGAGGUAGAUCCAAUGACAUUUCAUGUGAUGACUUGAAUGAAGAUGUGCUUAACAUUAAACUUUCUACAGCAAACAGUUCCUCUUUAGAACUACUACAGCCCAUAAAGACUGAGGGUGAAACCCGAAGAGACGAUUCUAUGAAUUUGGUGAAAAAUACAGAUUGUGCUCCACCCCAAAAUUUCGAUUUGAUGACAAUAUCUUCCUCAGAAGUUUAUUCGGAGAAGACUCCUGUGAAAUCUCCAGCAGAGGGUUCUAUGAAAUCAACCCAUGACAAUGAUUCUAGAGACUGCAAAGGAAUAUAUGAAGAAUUGAAGUGAAAGUUACAUUAUCACUUGGUACAUUCAACAUGCAGUACUUCAGCCAGCGAGUUGUUUCUCUUGUUGAAAUGAUCCAUACUUAAUAGAGACUAUAUAUAGGCCUAGUCCAUAAAACAGAAAAUUUGGAAAUGAUGCUUCAACUGCUUAACAAGGAGAGAGGCUUUAGUUUUUGCUGUAAAUCAAGAGAACAUUCUUAGAAAUGAAUUGAUUUCAUUUACCACAAACAAAAUUGGUAUAACUGAGUAAAGUGAGAGAGAGAGAGAGAGAGAGAGAGAGAGAGAGAGAGAAUGCAAAGAGGGAUAACUCUUAUUAUACAGAAUGAAAUGUGUACACUAUUUUUUUCCCCAUUUUUUUUUUUUUUUUUUUUGGUUGUUGCUGUUAUUGUGAGAGUUGAGAUUGAUACAAUGUAAUUAUGAUAUUGUAAUACAUGUUCCAUAUUUUGCCAAGUAAAUUGCAGUGAAAACUAUAUCAAGGAACUUUUCAAAGUAGUUAAGAAAAAAAAAUUGCACUUAACAGAUGGGAUUUAUUUUUAUCUAGACAGAGAUGAGAUAGUAAGUUAGAUUCUAUACAUGAUAUUUAUUCUGCAUUAUUGGUGCAUAUAUGAAAUUUUAAAAAAAAAUUCAUGUUUGUAUAAGAUAUAAAUAAAUACAACACGAAAA